Molecule: messenger RNA, 867 nt
Organism: Vicia faba (fava bean)
Lineage: Eukaryota; Viridiplantae; Streptophyta; Magnoliopsida; Fabales; Fabaceae
Source: the annotation of a GenBank genome assembly
AUGACCAUGGCCGCAACAAUAAGAACCGUACUUUCCGUUGCUCGUUCCACUUCAACCUCUUUUCACAAUCCAACUGAAAUUUCAAACUCUCUCUAUAUCCUCACUUCUUCCCAUCCUCAUUUCUCCACUUCUUCUUCUUCCGAGGAUGAUUUUGGAGAAAUCAGUGAUGGUAGAUUUAAGAAAUGGAAAAAUGGAGGUGGAAUUUUCCAUGAAUCGGCUUGCAUUGAUGCCACUGCUUUUGUAGAUGUUGGUGCUGUUGUUCAUUCGGAAUCUGUUGUUGGUUCGAAUGUUCGUAUUGGUUCUGGAACUGUUGUUGGUCUUUCUGUUGCGAUUUCUCAUUCGACUAAAAUUGGGUUUAACGUCUCACUUAGUAAUUGCAGUAUAGGUGAUUCAUGUGUAAUUCACAAUGGAGUCUGCAUUGGUCAAGAUGGGUUCGGAUUUUAUGUGGACGGUGAUGGUAAAAUGAUAAAGAAGCCUCAGAAGCUGAAUGUCAUAAUAGGGAGCAAUGUUGAAAUUGGUGCAAAUACAUGCAUUGACAGGGGCAGCUGGAGAGAUACAGUUAUUGGGGACAACUCGAAGAUAGAUAAUUUAGUUCAGAUUGGUCACAAUGUAGUUAUUGGGAAGAGUUGUAUGCUUUGUGGACAAGUUGGGAUUGCAGGCUCAGCAACAAUAGGAGAUUAUGUGACUAUGGGAGGAAGGGCAGCAGUGCGGGAUCAUGUAUCAAUUGCAUCAAAGGUUCGGCUUGCUGCGUUAAGUUGCGUAACCAAGGACAUCACAGAGCCAGGCGACUAUGGUGGCUUUCCAGCUGUUUCUAUUCACAAAUGGCGGAGACAAGUUGCUAGCGGUUUUGCAGUUAGGGGAGUCUGA